This is a messenger RNA of Leptosomus discolor (cuckoo roller), 2091 nucleotides long. RefSeq names its product carnosine dipeptidase 2 (gene CNDP2). Gene Ontology annotation, molecular function: metallodipeptidase activity. The record is from RefSeq and is a predicted model, not a curated record. Gene Ontology annotation, biological process: proteolysis. Gene Ontology annotation, cellular component: cytosol. NCBI's taxonomy places the organism in Eukaryota, Metazoa, Chordata, Aves, Leptosomiformes, Leptosomidae.
UUCAGCCAUACCAUUCUGGUCAGAAGAUGUCUGCUCUUGAAACCCUCUUUAAAUACAUUGAUGAACAUCAGGACCUCUACGUUCAGCGGCUGGCGCAGUGGGUGGCCAUCCAGAGCGUGUCAGCAUGGCCGGAGAAGAGGGCUGAGAUCAGACACAUGAUGGAGGUCGCCGCAAAGGAUAUCGAGCGACUGGGAGGCACCACCCAACUUAUGGAUAUUGGGAAACAAAAGCUGCCUGAUGGGUCAGAGAUCCCCCUGCCACCAAUUGUGCUGGGAACCCUUGGCUCAGAUCCACAGAAAAAGACGGUGUGUGUAUAUGGUCACCUGGAUGUUCAGCCAGCAGCGCUGGAGGACGGCUGGGAUAGCGAGCCCUUCACGCUGGUGGAAAGAGACGGAAAGCUGUAUGGGCGAGGAUCAACAGAUGACAAAGGUCCAGUGCUUGCCUGGCUGAAUGCCUUGGAGGCUUAUCAACAAACUAACCAGGAGUUUCCAGUAAAUGUGAAGUUCUGCCUAGAGGGUAUGGAAGAAUCAGGAUCUGAAGGCCUUGAUGAACUGAUUUUUGCUCAGCGAGACACUUUCUUCAAAGAUGUGGAUUAUGUUUGCAUUUCUGACAACUACUGGCUAGGCAAGAAGAAGCCUUGUAUCACCUAUGGCUUGAGGGGUAUCUGCUACUACUUCAUAGAGGUGGAGUGCAGUGACAAAGACCUUCACUCGGGAGUUUAUGGUGGCUCAGUACACGAGGCCAUGACAGAUCUCAUUGCUCUGAUGGGUUCUCUUGUAGACAAGAAAGGGAAAAUCCUGAUCCCAGGCAUUAAUGAAGCAGUGGCGCCUGUUACUGAUGAGGAGCUGGUGCUCUAUGAGAAGAUUGAUUUUGACCUGCAAGAAUAUGGGAAGGAUGUAGGAGCAGCAAAACUAUUGCAUGAUACGAAGAGAGAUAUCCUUAUGCAUAGGUGGAGAUACCCUUCCUUGUCUCUCCAUGGAAUUGAAGGAGCCUUCUCGGCCUCUGGAGCCAAGACUGUGAUUCCUAGGAAAGUGAUUGGCAAGUUCUCAAUCAGGCUUGUGCCAAACAUGACUCCUGAAGAAGUCACAAAGCACGUCGAGGACUACAUCAGCAAAAAGUUUGCAGAGCUGCAGAGCCCCAACAAGUUCAGAGUGUACUUGGGGCACGGCGGGAAACCCUGGGUGUCAGACUUCAACCAUCCCCACUACAUGGCCGGGAGGAGGGCCAUGCAGGCAGUUUUUGGGGUUGAACCAGACCUGACGAGGGAGGGAGGAAGCAUUCCUGUUACCCUGACUUUCCAAGAAGCAACAGGCAAGAAUGUCAUGCUGCUUCCCGUGGGAGCUGCGGAUGAUGGUGCCCACUCUCAAAACGAGAAGCUAAACAGGUACAACUACAUCCAGGGGGUGAAGAUGCUCGGUGCCUACCUCUAUGAAGUCUCCCAGCUGAAGGACUAAGUUGGACACCUUACCUCCUGGCUCACGGAUCAGAAGUCUGGAUUUUCUUAUAAAAUGUCAUCAAUUAGUCUUGCAUGGCUUCCCUUUCCCACUGACACUCCACGGCUCUGGUGGGGGAGAGGGAAGCGUGCCGUUCCACUCGACAAAGACCACUGUAUACCAAAAAUACUUCUUUAAAUGCUUACUCCAGAUGGCACGGACUACUCUUGAUCUGGCCAGCAGUCCUGAACUGUGGCUUUGUCCCCUCUGUAUCCCUCAAAGUUGGGGUUUGCUGUGUUCAGCUGCUUUCCUGUAAAGCAGGGGGUGGUUUGCUCUCAGCUCUUUAAGCAGCCACACGAGUUGCAGAACUGCCAGCCGAGUUUAAGGUUCUUAUUCCUGGGUAUGUCCUGGAAGUAGUCAAAGUGACAGAUGAUGGGGCUGGAUUGGAAUGUGUUCAAGGGGUAGCGAGGCAUCUUACCUUGCAAAGGGAGUGGUGUGGAAGAGCAGUUGGUCUCUCACAGGUUGUACCUGCCUGCAGGUUUUGAUUUACAGUGGGUUAGGUGAGAACAAAAUCCACCGUGGUAAUGACUACUGGCCCUCUUUUUCUAAAGCUGCCUUUGUACUCCCUGAAAAGGACAAUAAAUAAUCAUGCUCUAGA